AUGGAAUACACCACGAGGAUAAGCGAGAACGAGUUAACAAAGGUCCAGCGGUUUGUGGGCAAAUUUGGCGUCGAGAAGCGAGGCAUCGAAAGAGUUCCUUCCCACGAGAGAACAGACACGAGCAUGAGCAAGAUCGGUACGCUCUGGAUGUCGGCCAAUAUGACCGUUUCAAGCUUUGCAAUCGGCGCCCUGGCUCAGCCGGUAUUCAAGCUCGGUUUUGUGGACACGGCGCUGACGGUGGUCUUCUUCAAUUUCUUGGGCAUACUGCCGGUGUGUUUCUUCUCGACAUUUGGACCAAAAUUUGGUUUGCGACAGAUGGUACUGUCCAGAUUCUUCUUUGGGUACUAUGGUGUCAAGCUCAUCGCACUGUUCAACGUCCUGGCCUGCCUGGGCUGGUCUGCUGUCAACGUGAUCGUAGGCGCGCAGCUCCUGGCAGCCAUCAACCCAGAGACCCCACUGCCAGGCUGGGCUGGGAUCCUCAUCAUCUCGCUGUCGACCCUGCUGAUCACGACAUUUGGGUACCGCCUCGUCCACGCCUACGAGCGCUGGUCAUGGCUGCCAGUGUUCAUCAUCUUCCUCAUCGUAGCCGCCGAGUUCGGCCGCUCGGGCAGGUUUCAUUCCCUGUUACCUCUAUCGCGCGGUCCAGCCGAGGCAGGGAGCGUCCUCUCCUUCGCAGCCUCGGUCUAUGGCUACGCAACCGGCUGGACGAGCAUGGCGGCCGACUACACCGUCUACCAGCCCGAGACAGCCUCCCGACGCCGCAUCUUCUGGUGGACCUUUGCCGGCCUCCUCGUCCCGCUCGUCUUCACAGAGCUCCUCGGCGCCGCCAUCAUGACCGCCGCCACAGACAACGCCGACGGCCAGGGCACCAACGACUCCUUUCUCGCGGCCUACUCCGCCACAGGCAUCGGCGGCAUCCUAGCCGCGGUCCUCGUCCCGCCCCUGGGCGCCUUUGGCAGGUUCUGCCUGGCCGUCCUGGCCCUCAGCACCGUCGCCAACAACUGCCCCAACAUCUACUCGGUCGCCCUCUCCCUGCAGGUCCUGACGCGGUCGGCCCGCCGCGUCCCGCGCGCCCUGUGGACCUUGCUGGGCACGUGCGCCUACGUCGCCGUCGCGGUGCCCGGCUACGGCCGCUUCGAGAGCUGGCUCGAGGACUUCAUGCUGCUCAUCGGCUACUGGCUGGCCAUCUACCAGGGCGUCGCGCUGACCGAGCACCUCGUGUUCCGCGUCUGCUGCGGCGGCCGGGGUUACGAAAAUGGGGCGUGUGACGCCGAGACGCCCGGGCGGCUGCCCCCUGGGAUGGCGGCCGUGACGGCGUUUGGGAUUGGCGUGGUCGGGGCGGUACUGGGCAUGGCGCAGGCCUGGUGGACGGGGCCUGUGGGUAGGCUUUGUGGCGGGGGGCUGGGCGGGGAUGUUGGCUUUGAGUUAGCGUUUGGGAUGAGUGCGGUUAGUUAUGUGGUUUUGAGGAGUGUUGAAAGGGCUUGGUAUGGGCGGUGAGAGAAAAGGUGUUUCAUUUCUUUUCUUUUAACCUUCUUCUUUUGGGGUGUUUGGAGGGGAUCGUGUCUAUUCUCUGGCCGCGUGUUGAAGCUGGUGGGAGGGUUCAAAUUUUCAGAUGCCAUUGCGAGUUUUAUAACGCCUUUCGUCUCUUUACUCUUUUUUUUUUUUGUCUCCAAUUUUUGUCCCUCACCUUGUGUGGCGGAUUGACAACUUCUUGCAAGGCAGGCCAUACGUUUUGUCCUACAGGAUGACAUGUCAAGAACAAAAGACUUAUCUCAGC
This is a messenger RNA of Cryphonectria parasitica EP155, 1777 nucleotides long. Its product is annotated as cytosine-purine permease. The record is from RefSeq and is a predicted model, not a curated record. NCBI's taxonomy places the organism in Eukaryota, Fungi, Ascomycota, Sordariomycetes, Diaporthales, Cryphonectriaceae. The transcript is spliced from 3 exons. Gene Ontology annotation, molecular function: transmembrane transporter activity. Gene Ontology annotation, biological process: transmembrane transport. Bases 1 to 1497 code for a protein of 498 amino acids. Gene Ontology annotation, cellular component: plasma membrane; fungal-type vacuole membrane.